Messenger RNA from Sceloporus undulatus (fence lizard), 1002 nucleotides. Its product is annotated as epidermal retinol dehydrogenase 2-like. The transcript is spliced from 6 exons. The coding region runs from base 1 to 939 and encodes 312 amino acids. Gene Ontology annotation, molecular function: oxidoreductase activity, acting on the CH-OH group of donors, NAD or NADP as acceptor. Gene Ontology annotation, cellular component: lipid droplet. NCBI's taxonomy places the organism in Eukaryota, Metazoa, Chordata, Lepidosauria, Squamata, Phrynosomatidae. The record is from RefSeq and is a predicted model, not a curated record.
AUGAUGUUUCUAAUAAGAAGCAUCUUGGAGACCAUUGAGUUUAUCAUUUUGUUUAUCUAUUACAGUUUGGAAGCAUUCAUUUUAAUGUUCUUUUCUGUUCGAAAAAAAGUCGCUGGGAAAAUAGUGCUUGUUACAGGAGCGGCAAAUGGAAUUGGUAGAGAGGUUGCAUUGAAUUUUGCACGUCUUGGUUCCAUCCUCAUUCUCUGGGAUAUUGACGAAGAAGGUAACAAAGAAACAGCAGAGCUGGUCAAAAACAACGGGGCUCUAGCCGUUUAUACCUACAAGUGUGACUUGCGCAAAAAGGAUGAAAUCUAUGCCGUGGCAGAUAAGGUUAAAAAAGAAGUGGGUGAUGUAGAAAUUCUAAUCAACAAUGCAGGUGUCUUAAAAGGAAAGGCGUUCAUUGAUCUUCCUGACUCUGAUAUGGCAGAAACUCUAGAAGUGAACACUAAAGCUCAUUUCUGGACUUGCAAAGCCUUUCUUCCAGCCAUGAUUGCCUGCAACCAAGGUCAUUUGGUUACUACUUCUAGUGUAGCAGCACUAGCGGGAAGCAAUAAACUAACAGAUUAUUCAGCAAGUAAAUCUGCAGCAUUUGGGUUUUUGGAAUCUCUUGCUUUUGAAAUGAGAGCUGCAGGGAAGGAAGGCAUUAAAACCACCAUUAUCUGUCCUUACUAUGUGGAUACAGAAUUAGUUACCGGGGUAAAAACAACGAGGCCCUUACUACUUCCUAUCUUGGAUGUACGCUAUGUUGGCAAGAAGAUUGUGGAUGGCAUUCUGAAAGAGAAACUUUAUAUUGUCAUACCACCAUAUAUCGGGCUCAUUGUUCUUAAACUAUUUCUUCCUAAGAAAGUCGUUUUCCUUCUUGCGGAAUAUCUUGGACUCUUCGAUAAUUUAGAUCAUUUCAGAGGUGAGGUUAGAAGAGGACAUAAUGCAGAGGACUGAGAAAUGCUGUUCUGUACCCUAACUGAAACUUUUCCCUACCUUACUAUACUCCUAUUUCAUAUA